Messenger RNA from Peromyscus eremicus (cactus mouse), 2432 nucleotides. It is a transcript of the gene Slc25a45, whose product is annotated as solute carrier family 25 member 45. The transcript has 6 exons. The record is from RefSeq and is a predicted model, not a curated record. NCBI's taxonomy places the organism in Eukaryota, Metazoa, Chordata, Mammalia, Rodentia, Cricetidae. Gene Ontology annotation, cellular component: mitochondrion. The coding region runs from base 891 to 1757 and encodes 288 amino acids. Gene Ontology annotation, molecular function: transmembrane transporter activity. Gene Ontology annotation, biological process: transmembrane transport.
UGAGGGCUCAGACGGCAUAGGAGAGAUUUAGCCUUUGUUUUUAAUUUUUAAAGAAAGGAAAUUUGUUUGUUGCCGUGUAGAGACAAGGAAGUAAAAAAAAAUCUAGGCUCUGGCAUCUGGUGAGGGCCUCCGUGCCCCAUCCUCUGGAGGCAGAGGCAGAGGCCCGGGAGAGCAGAAUUUUGGUUUUGAUGCAGGAGUAGCUCGGGUCUUUGUGCAGUCAACAGCCCAUUGUUCCUUCCCCUGGGGAAGAAGAGGCUGUAGUUCUGACUCGUGGCUGUAAACAACUCUGGAGAAAGUGGACAAACAGGCUUCAGAGCCUGGUGAGUCACUUCUGGGGGUAGGGGCCUCACUUUCGGGUUGUUCCACCCUGCCCUAGGCUCCCGUGGCUGCUGCAGGGCACUGUGGCCCGGACCUGCCACCUGGUGGCCACAUUCUGACUUCACCUAGCCUCACGGUUGUCAGGGUAAGGGAGGCUUGAGCUCCUUGUGAAUGAAUGGGAAUUUGCUCUGGACUGGCUGGUCAGGUAGGACCUUGUUUCUUGCUCAAUGAGGCAGCCUUGGAGAGGCUCACCAAGCUAGCACUCAGUUGUCAUCCUCUGUCACACAGAUGGUUGUCACUGUCCAGGGAUAGGACUCAGGCUAGCUGUGUCUGUCAACCUGCCCCUAGAGAUUCCAUACUUCACAGGCCUCUUCCAGACUCAGGGUCACUGAAGUUGGCUCACUCUUGCUAAUGGUUGCUUGAGGUCUGGGCACUGGGCCACUUCUCACCCUCCAGCCAGGGUUAAACAUUAGUGGGAGGUUAUCGGGUUUGGAAAGGGGGUGGGGAUUGCACUUGCAACAGUCUUCUCUGCGGCCCUGUCUGGAGCACCAGUUCCCACCGGAGCCCAUACAAUGCCUGUGGAGGAGUUUGUGGCUGGCUGGAUCUCUGGAGCCGUGGGUUUGGUCCUGGGGCACCCGUUUGACACUAUAAAGGUGCGGUUACAGACCCAGAACACGUACCAGGGCAUUGUGGACUGCAUACUUAAGACUUACCGCCAUGAGUCGGUCCUGGGCUUCUUCAAGGGAAUGAGCUUCCCCAUUGCCAGUGUGGCCCUGGUCAACUCCGUCCUGUUUGGCGUGUACAGCAACACCCUGCUGGCACUCACAGCCACCUCCCACCAGGAGCGACGGGCCCAGCCACCCAGCUACACAAACAUCUUCAUAGCAGGUUGUACUGGGGGCCUCCUGCAGGCCUACUGCCUGGCUCCUUUUGACCUCAUCAAAGUCCGUCUACAAAACCAGACAGAGCCGAGGGUGCACAUAGGGGGCUCUGAACCCCGGUACCGGGGGCCUGUGCACUGUGCAGUCUCCAUCUUGAGAGAAGAAGGACCCCAGGGACUGUUCAGAGGAUCCUGGGCCCUGGUGCUGAGGGACACCCCUACGUUGGGAAUGUACUUUGUCACCUAUGAAGGGCUAUGUCGCCAGUACACACCAGAAGGCCAGAAUCCCAGCUCAGCCACAGUACUGGUGGCAGGGGGCUUUGCAGGCAUAGCCUCCUGGAUCACAGCCACGCCUUUUGAUGUGAUCAAGUCCCGGAUGCAGAUGGACGGGCUGAAAGGGAGAAAGUACCGGGGGAUGCUGGACUGUAUGGCAAGCAGCUUCCGGCAGGAGGGAAUAGGGGUCUUUUUCAAGGGCAUGACCCUCAAUAGUGCCCGUGCGUUUCCUGUCAAUGCUGCCACCUUCCUUAGCUAUGAGUACCUGCUGCGCUUGUGGAGAUGAGCCUGACCCGGCCAUGCCAGCAACUCCACAACAGGACCAUGGCUGACAGCCACUUGGGAAACCAGCCAGAGAACCCAGCCUGCAGGAACAAAAGCAAGAGGUGCCAUGCAUCACCCAGAGAGUUAAGGAGCCAACUCGAAAGAAACCAAUGAACCAGGCCCUGUACAGACACCAAGACACACCACCUCCAGCCCACCUCUUUCCAGGAAGCAGCCAGGCCACCAUGUCACAGCUGCCCCUCUGAAGGAGCUCUCAGGGACCAGUCAUUGCCCUGGCACCACCCAGCCAUGGGGUUCAAAUCAUUCCCCUGGACAGGAGAGUGACUUUUGUCCAGAAUCCCUCAGGGGUUUCCAGUACCUUCAGGGACACCCAGGACCCUAGCUCCUGCUGUCCUGCCUCACUAAGUGCUCCCCUCUCUCCCAAGAGUGCCCAGUGGGGUAUAGUUAUUGUCCCUCUAGUGGCCUACUCUCCUCCAAGACCCAGGCAGAGCUCUGUCUCUAGGGUCCCCAAAAACCCCAGCCCUCCUGCCUACCUCAGCCAUAGCCCUCGUAUACAGUGCUUUAUGGUUGGAUGUUCCGCUCCUCUGAGUCAUUAAUCUGAGAGUCUUGUGGUAAGGCUGUACUUCUGUCUCUUGAACAGAUAGAUACAUGUAAUAAAGUUUCAUUUGAUGAAGUA